Messenger RNA from Adelges cooleyi (spruce gall adelgid), 3790 nucleotides. RefSeq names its product atypical protein kinase C (gene aPKC). The coding region runs from base 405 to 2408 and encodes 667 amino acids. Gene Ontology annotation, molecular function: protein serine/threonine kinase activity; ATP binding; protein binding. NCBI's taxonomy places the organism in Eukaryota, Metazoa, Arthropoda, Insecta, Hemiptera, Adelgidae. The transcript has 13 exons. The record is from RefSeq and is a predicted model, not a curated record. Gene Ontology annotation, biological process: establishment or maintenance of cell polarity; protein phosphorylation.
UGCGCGUACUGGUACUCAAAUUACUUUUAUUUUUAUUAAACUCACAAAGCGGGUGAAGUUUUUGAAUCACACGCGUAAAUAAUAAACUGUAGGUCGUUGGAUGUUAACUAUACUUGUACCGUUUCAUUAACUGUCAUGGAUCGAAUGCGGGUAGAAAAGUGCGGAAAGGAAAAGGGGAGUUUUGUAACAGUGGAUUCGGCGCUCUGGUGUUUUGAUUUUAGGGUGGAACCCAUACUGGCUACUACCAGCACGAAACUUGUGUAGCCUAAUAAGCUCAAUAGACAUCGCGUUGUGUUUAUAGUUAAUAGAAAUAAAAUUGGUUCUCUUAAUUUUAUCAAAUCCGUUUUUGCUUAUUUAUAUUACUUGUUUGGAACUAAAAUAUUUUAACAUAGAAAUAGUUUAUUAUGGCUUGGGGUUAUUGGAGUGCAUCGACUGUAUCUGACCGUGGUAAAUCACCAAAACGCCAAUCUUCAUCAUUGAGCUAUUACAACCAUCAUGUGCCAAUAUCAACACCAGCUCCUCUAUCGACUUCCUACUAUCAACAUCAGCCAUUGCAUAGCACUAGCAGCUUUGGGUCUAUUGAAGACGAUGAUUAUCAUCAUACUUCUACAUUUUGUCGUCGACCAUCUCUUGGAGAUAUUGAAUUUACCGGUCCUGGUUCUUUAUCGCUAUUAUUAAAUCAACAAGGUCCCGCUUCACGUCCAAGAACACCUCCAAUACACAACCUUUAUGGACCACCUACUUCAUUUGGUUUACCGGAGUCUUGUGGUUCUAACAUGUCUAUACGUCGAAGUAUAAAUUGCUUUGGUUACCAAUCAGCACCUAAUAUACAACAUUAUCCAUGCAACGUCCAUGACCCUUCACCUUCUCCUUCUAUAUCUGACGAUGAAGAUCAUGUUUAUGCUACAGUUUUCCCUAAUGUCCCUCCAGCACCAGGAAUGCCUUGCCAAGGAGAAGAUCGUAGCAUUUACAGACGUGGAGCUCGAAGGUGGAGGAAACUAUAUCGCGUUAACGGUCAUAUUUUUCAAGCAAAACGAUUUAAUAGACGAGCAUUUUGUGCCUAUUGUCAUGAUCGCAUUUGGGGACUGGGUCGACAAGGCUUUAAAUGCAUUCAAUGUAAACUACUUAUCCAUAAAAAAUGCCACAAACUCGGUAAAAAGACUUGUACUAAUGACCCAAUAAUUAGUGAUGACACUAAUGGAGAUUCGCAAACUACUCUAAGUACACCGAGUUCUGAUACUGCUUUACCAGAUUUAAAAGAUUAUUCUGAUCAAAACUCUGUUAUAGAUCAGUCUGCUGAUUCUGUGCCUAUAGAAGAUCCUCAAGCCAAAGGGGAUGAUGAAGUUGGAGUGUCACGACAAUAUUCAAUUGCUGAUUUUGAACUAAUUAGGGUAAUUGGUCGUGGAAGUUAUGCAAAAGUAUUAAUGGUAGAACUUAAAAAGACUAAGUGUAUUUAUGCUAUGAAAGUUAUUAAAAAAGCACUAGUUACAGAUGACGAAGACAUUGAUUGGGUACAAACAGAAAAACAUGUGUUUGAAACUGCUUCCAACCAUCCAUUUUUAGUUGGUUUGCACUCAUGCUUUCAAACAGCAAGCCGAUUAUUUUUUGUUAUUGAAUUUGUCCGCGGUGGUGACUUAAUGUUUCAUAUGCAACGGCAGCGACGAUUACCGGAGGAACAUGCGAGAUUUUAUGCAGCUGAAAUCAGUUUGGCAUUGAACUUUUUACAUACGAAGGGCAUAAUUUACCGUGAUUUAAAAUUGGAUAAUGUGUUACUUGAUCAUGAGGGUCAUAUAAAGUUAACCGAUUAUGGCAUGUGCAAAGAAGGUAUAAGAGCAGGUGACACAACUUGUACAUUCUGUGGUACUCCAAACUACAUUGCUCCAGAAAUAUUAAGAGGAGAAGAUUAUGGCUUCAGUGUGGAUUGGUGGGCAUUAGGAGUUCUUUUAUAUGAAAUGUUAGCUGGAAGAAGUCCAUUUGAUAUAGCUGGAGCAUCAGAAAAUCCAGACCAAAAUACUGAAGAUUAUUUGUUCCAAGUUAUUUUGGAAAAAACUAUACGUAUUCCAAGAUCUCUCUCAGUCAAAGCCGCUUCAGUUUUAAAAGGAUUUUUGAAUAAAAACCCAAUUGAUCGUUUAGGAUGCAACCGUGAAACAGGAUUUUACGACAUUAUAACUCAUCCUUUCUUUAAAUCUAUAGAUUGGGAAAUGUUGGAACAAAAACAAGUCAGCCCACCUUACAAACCAAGACUAGACUCUGAUCGUGAUCUUGCCAACUUUCCUCCAGAAUUUACUGAUGAACCUGUUCAUCUCACACCUGAUGAUCUACGCGUGAUCGAGAAAAUUGACCAGUCUGAAUUCGAGGGAUUCGAAUACGUGAACCCUUUGCUGAUGUCGCAGGAAGACUGUGUCUGACACGAGGAGGAGUGCGUCGAUAGUUAUUCGGCGCCCCAUCACCAUCAAUACCAUCACGAAGCUGACUGUCCCUGUUCAACGACGAUCGACUCGCCCCCAAACAACGGUGGUAGACCGUCGUCUAGGGGAUGGUUCUGCUUACCCCUCCGAUAAUAAAACAAAUUUCCACCGGAACACUUCACUUAACGUGUGUCGACUGCAUUAAGUUAGUCGCGCAUGCAAAAGCUCAAGAUAUUAUAGCCGAUUUUUUUCGAUUAUUUUCCUCCCGUAUUAUCUUUUUGGUUCCUUCUCUCUCACCUAACUCGCUUUGUUAUCCAAAAUGAGGCACACGAAACGUGUGUGCGUUUUGACUUAAAUCUGGAAUGGAGACAUAACCGAUAGUAUAAUUAAAAAACUAUUUUGUAAACAACUGUUUUUGAAAAUGGACAACUAACGCCGUAACUAACUUUCUUGUGUAUUUACAAGUCGUACGCCUUCAGUUAUUUACUGAGGUUUACCUCAGUAAAUAGCAGGUUUUAUUUUGUGUAUAUCUUUAACAGUUCCGGCAUGCGGGCAAAAUCAACUUGUAUGUUCUAAAUAUACCAAAAGUUGUUUUUUUACUUAUCAUAAUAUUAAAAUAAUUGUGAAAUAGACAAUUUCCAACCCCUUUAAUCUAAGUGAUAGAUUUAAUGUAUUCGUAUGUAGUCGGUCAUUGCUUAUUAUGUAAAAAAACAAAUAAUAUUUCCCGUGCGAUGAUGCAUUGAAGACAAAAUAAUAUUAUGUAUGAGAUUUUUUCUGACAAUUACCGGGACUGUUACAGUAUGCACAUUUGUUUCCGAUGCUCAUUGAUUGAUUAAUCAAUCUAACAUAACUACAUUCCUUGUUUUCAUUUCCAUUAGUUAUAAUAAUAAAUAAUAAUAAUUUUACUAUAUUAUAUAGAUACAAACUAAAUUUUAAAGGUAUCUCGCACUAUAAUACGAUACAAGCACACAUAUUUUAUAUUAUUUCUUAUCAAAUAACUAGACACUAUUAUUUUUAUAUUCGUAUAUUAUAUAAUUAAAAAUAUAAAGGUUUAUUUUGACAUUUAUUUAUUUUUAUCCGAUAGUAUUAUUUAUUAUGUAUACCUAAGUAUUAACACUUCUAUUCCAACCAGCCUAUUAUAUUAUGUUUGUAAAAUUCCUUAAUAAAAGUAAUAUACUACCACCCCGUUCUUAUUAGAAUGUGGUUUUGAGUUGAGUACAUUUAGAUGUGUUCUUUUAUACAUUGAAGACCGUAUUUGUUGCUUAUAUAGAAUAUGUAUGUAUACUAUAUAUGUUUAUAUAUACAUAUAUUUACUCAACUAACAUUGUGUUUAUCAUAAAAUUCUUAAAAAAACGUUUAAAAAUGUUGUUUGGUGUUACAAA